Messenger RNA from Penicillium soppii, 531 nucleotides. RefSeq lists its product as uncharacterized. Lineage: Eukaryota; Fungi; Ascomycota; Eurotiomycetes; Eurotiales; Aspergillaceae. The transcript is spliced from 2 exons. The record is from RefSeq and is a predicted model, not a curated record. Gene Ontology annotation, molecular function: feruloyl esterase activity. The coding region runs from base 1 to 531 and encodes 176 amino acids.
AUGUCUCCGAUAAAUUUCCUUGUCUCUGAUGUAUCCUUCUUUCGAUACGUGACAACAAAGAUCCUCCCUGCCAUUCUAGCCCUUCAGCUCCUAUCUUCAGCCAAUGUCGCCGCAUCCUCGGGCUGCGGCAAGCAAUCUACUCUCACCAACGGAGUUCACAAGAUCAAUGGACGCGAGUGGAUCCCGAAACUCCCCAAAAACUACGACCCAAACAAGCCACAUCACCUCGUCUUCGACCUCCAUUGGCGAGGCGGAAAUAUGAACUCUGUUGCCAACGGUGACAGCAUUCAACCCUGGUACGGUCUCAAAAGCCGAGAAAAGGGUAGUGCCAUCCUGGUGGCUCCCAAUGACGAGAAUGCUGGCUGGGUCAAUACCAGCGGCGAAGAUGUGGCACUUAUCGACGCCAUCAUGAAGCAGAUCGAGGGUGACCUCUGUGUUGAUCCGACCUCUCGCUUUGUGACAGGCUUCAGUUGGGGCGGUGGGAUGAUUUUUGCGCUUGCUUGUUCGCGGGCAAAGGAUUUCGGGCCGUGA